Molecule: messenger RNA, 692 nt
Organism: Merops nubicus (carmine bee-eater)
Lineage: Eukaryota; Metazoa; Chordata; Aves; Coraciiformes; Meropidae
Gene: RPL8
Product: ribosomal protein L8
Exons: 4
Biological process (GO): cytoplasmic translation
Cellular component (GO): cytosolic large ribosomal subunit; ribosome
Molecular function (GO): structural constituent of ribosome; RNA binding
Source: RefSeq, a predicted model, not a curated record
CGCGCCUGCGUUCCCGCAGGACAUCAUCCACGACCCGGGGCGCGGGGCUCCCCUGGCCAAGAUCGCCUUCCGUGACCCCUACCGCUUCAAGAAGAGGACGGAGCUCUUCAUCGCCGCCGAGGGCAUCCACACCGGCCAGUUCGUCUACUGUGGCAAGAAGGCUCAGCUGAACAUUGGCAAUGUUCUGCCUGUUGGCACCAUGCCGGAAGGCACCAUUGUGUGCUGCCUCGAGGAGAAGCCUGGUGACCGUGGAAAGCUGGCCCGUGCUUCUGGAAACUACGCCACUGUUAUCUCUCAUAACCCUGAAACAAAGAAAACCAGAGUGAAGCUGCCUUCUGGCUCCAAGAAAGUGAUUUCUUCUGCAAACAGAGCUGUUGUUGGAAUUGUUGCUGGUGGAGGUCGUAUUGACAAGCCCAUCCUGAAGGCUGGCCGAGCCUAUCACAAGUACAAGGCAAAGAGAAACUGCUGGCCACGUGUCCGUGGUGUGGCCAUGAACCCUGUAGAACAUCCCUUUGGUGGUGGUAACCAUCAGCACAUUGGGAAGCCUUCAACCAUCAGGAGAGAUGCUCCUGCUGGGCGCAAAGUUGGUCUCAUUGCUGCCCGUCGUACGGGUAGGCUGCGUGGAACAAAGACUGUGCAGGAGAAGGAGAACUAAAGACCCAGCACAGAGUUUACUGAAUAAAUUUUUAAAA